UCUCUGACCCGCCUCCCUUCGCGCGCGCAUUUCCGGCCAGACCUGGGGAGGCCAGACAUGGCGGUGCUAAGCCAGCUUCUCUUUUCUUGGGGUCGCGGUCCCCGGCGGUUUUUCAGUUAUGGAACAAAAACAUUAUAUCAAAACAAUGAAGCUGUGCAGUCUAAAUUCUUUCCACCUUUUCCAAAAGUGAUGCUACCACCCGAUAGUUUUCAAGGAAAAGUGGCAUUUAUUACCGGGGGAGGCACUGGCCUUGGAAAAGGAAUGACAACUUAUCUGUCCAGCCUGGGUGCCCAGUGUGUGAUAGCCAGCCGAAAAAUUGAUGUCUUGAAGGCAACUGCGGAGCAGAUAUCUUCUCAGACUGGAAAUAAGGUUCAUGCAAUUCAGUGUGAUGUGAGGGACCCUGAUAUGGUGCAAAACGCUGUGUCAGAAACGAUCAAAGUCGUCGGACAUCCUGAUGUUGUGAUAAACAACGCAGCAGGGAAUUUUAUUUCUCCCUCCGAAAGACUCUCUCCUAAUGCUUGGAAGACAAUAACUGACAUAGUUCUGAAUGGCACAGCCUUUGUGACUCUGGCAAUUGGGAAAGAACUAAUCAAAGCCCAGAAAGGCGCAUCAUUUCUUGCUAUUACAACCAUCUAUGCUGAGACUGGAUCAGGUUUUGUAGUACCAAGUGCUUCUGCCAAGGCAGGAGUGGAGGCCUUGAACAAGUCUCUUGCAGCUGAAUGGGGUAAAUAUGGAAUGAGAUUCAAUGUGAUUCAACCAGGGCCUAUAAAAACCAAAGGUGCCUUUAGCCGUAUGGACCCAACCGGAGCAUUUGAGAAAGAAAUGAUUGACAGAAUUCCCUGCGGUCGGCUGGGAACUGUGGAAGAACUCGCAAAUCUUGCUGCUUUCCUUUGUAGUGAUUAUGCUUCUUGGAUUAAUGGAGCUGUAAUCAGAUUUGAUGGUGGAGAGGAAGUACUUAUUUCAGGGGAAUUCAACAGUCUGAGGAAGGUCACCAAGGAUCAGUGGGAUGUAAUAGAAGGACUUAUCAGGAAGACCAAAGGCUCCUAAGACUACUCUGGCCUUCAUCUUGGUUAUAAUGGAAAUUAUGCAGACUAUCUAUAAUGAUUUGAAUAUUUUCAGGUCUAAUAAAUUGUUAAUUAGCAAGCAUUCCUGGAAUGUGUAUUAUAUGCUAGGCCAAUGAUAGGUAGAUCUUGUACAUUAAAAGAUGAAUAAGAUAGGAUAUUGUCUCUUUAAAUAAUUUUUUAAAAAUAAAAACAGGAAAGUGAAAGGCUAUUAAUAGAAGUGAAAGUGUUUAGAUGUGCAGAGAAAGGAACAGAUAUUUGUAACUGGAGAAAAUCAGGAGAAACUUAAGGGUGGAAGUAGCAUUUGAGUUACAUGUUAAAACGAUGGCCUUGGUGACGGUGUCUAAAAGAAAACAGGAUUUCCAAUAAAUCUAAUAAUGGAUUCUGUCUUUUCAGUGUAUUUCCUUUUCAUUGUACUUAUGAAUUGUCUUCUUUAACUCAGUAUUAAUUCAGUUUUAACUCAGUAUUAACUCAGUUAACUUAGUAUUAAUUCAAACAAGUUUUUGCCAGGACCUAUUUUGUAACCAGAAGUUUUAUUUGGCAAUAAGAAUAAAACAUGAAUAAUCUACAGCAUUUGCACUCUUAAAACUCAUUAUCUAACAGGAUAGAUAAACUUGUAAAUAAUUACUUGUGAUUCAUUGUGAUGAAUAUUCCAGCAGUGUUAUGGAGGGGGAAGUAAUUCAUUCUGUUUCUAGAGUUUAGAGAAAGUGACGCCUAGUAGGUAGCAUUUCAUCUCAGCAUUUAAAGUAUAUAUUCUUUGUGCCUUACGAUUACCAGAAGGGAAGGAUGGGGUGGGGAGGAAUAGAUUGGGAGUUUGGGACUGACAUGUAUACACUGCAACAUUUAGGAUAGAUAACCAACAGAGACAUACAGGUAUAGCACAGGGAACUCUGCUCAAUAUUCUGUAGUUACCUAAAUGGGAAAAGAAUUUGGAAAAGAAUAGAAAAAAAAAUUUUUUAAUAAAACGCUUGUUUUGAAAAAAAUAAAAUUACUAGAAUAGGAAAUGCUAAAAAAUGUAGUGUGUAUUCUCUGUGUAGAAAAGAUGAACAAAGCUUAUAAAAACUUUUCAUGUAUAAUUUCAUUUUAUUCCAUAUUUAAUUUGACUAAUUUGUUAUCCUAGGAAUCAAAUAACAAAAAAUCCACAGUUUCAAGUUUAUGUAGAUAUAAUUUUGAGUUUAUAUUAAAAAAAAUGUAUUUUGCUUUCA
Molecule: messenger RNA, 2266 nt
Organism: Odocoileus virginianus texanus
Lineage: Eukaryota; Metazoa; Chordata; Mammalia; Artiodactyla; Cervidae
Gene: DECR1
Product: 2,4-dienoyl-CoA reductase 1
Biological process (GO): fatty acid beta-oxidation
Cellular component (GO): mitochondrion
Molecular function (GO): 2,4-dienoyl-CoA reductase (NADPH) activity
Source: RefSeq, a predicted model, not a curated record